AGGAGAGGGAGUCGGCCCAGGUGUGGUCGGGCUGAGAUGUGAAGGAGAUAUUGUAGGGUGGGAUGUUUCUGUAGCGCCAGGAGUCCCAGCGUGUCACCGCCCCCCACCACCUAAGAAGGGGGAAUUGGUGUGGUGAGAAGUGCUGGUGGGCUCAGGGCUUGAGGGAGCCGUGCCCCGGGAGAUGCGCUGAGUGAGCAGUAGAGGCCUCAGGAAAGUGUCUUGAGAACCUGCAGAAGUAGGUUUGGGUGCUCGUCAGGAGGGAGGAUGAAGGAAACCUGCCGGAUCUGCGGCCGGGAGCUGUGUGGCAACCAGCGGCGAUGGAUCUUCCACACGGCGGCCAAGCUGAACCUCCAGGUGCUGCUCUCCCACGUCCUGGGCAGGGAGCUGUGCCGGGAUGGCAAGUCCGAGUUCGCUUGCAGCAAGUGUGCCUUCAUGCUGGACCGCAUCUACAGGUUCGACACCGUCAUCGCACGCAUCGAAGCCCUCUCCAUCGAGCGCCUGCAGAAACUGCUGCUGGAGAAGGACCGCCUCAAGUUCUGCAUUGCAAGUAUGUACCGCAGGAACAAUGAAGACUCUAGCGCGGAUGACAGAGCUGGGGAUGGGACCGUGGACCUUUCUAAUCUACCUGAUGUACGGUAUGCUGCCCUCCUUCAGGAGGACUUUGCUUAUUCUGGAUAUGAAUAUUGGACGGAUCAAGAAGAGCACAGCUUGGAGCCACACAGCUGCCAUGCUUCAGAGGGAGUGAGUAACCGCCCACGGCGCUGCCGUGGCUGUGCUGCGCUGCGCGUGGCCGAUGCUGACUAUGAAGCGAUUUGCAAAGUGCCGCGAAAGGUGGCCAGAAGCAUCUCCUGUGGGCUGUCCAGCCGGUGGUCAACCAGCAUGGGCAACGAGGAGUCGUCCGUGUGCGAUGUGGCAGAGUCCGCCAGCACCAGAGGCCCUGUGGAUGGGGAGAGCAUGGAGGAAGGCACGCCUGCCUCCUCCGUUGAGUCUCUGGACACAACUGUGGAGGCGAGCGCUCCACUGCAGAAGGAUGAAGAUGCAGAUAAGGGAGUGAAAGGGAAUGGGAAAUGUGACGAUUUCUCAGAUGACCGAAUGACCCCAAACUCUUCAUUGAGUGGGAACAGGCUGGAGCUGGCCCUCAACUUGAUCAAGGCUUUGGACUACAAACCCCUUCAGAGCCCCCGAGGCAGCAGGCUACCUAUUCCUGUGAAGUCCACCUUGCCCCCUCCCAAACUCAGCCGUGACUUGGCAGAUGGCAGCGCUUCUACUGGCUUAGCGUCUGCUGGUUCUGCCUUCCUGAACGCAGACAGAAAAUCUUUUUCCAGAGCUCCUUUGGGUCUUUCCCUGGAGAUUUCUGAACUGCAGGAGCUGUGGGACGACCUCUGUGAGGAUUAUAUGCCACUGCGGGUACAGAAUUUGCAGGAUGAACGUCAGCAGCUGGCUCCAGGUGACCCUGCAGCAGGGGAGCAUGUGUCCAAUCUGUGUGCUGCAGAGCUGCAGAGCAAAAUCCAGCAAUCUGAAGCUGCCAACAAGUUGUUGCAGGAAAAGCUGAAUGAAUUGAAUUUUGAAUUAAAAUCUGUCCAAGAAACGUCGCAGAGGCAAAAUCGUACAAUUCAGAGUCUGAAUGAGGCCCUGAAGAGCAAGGAGAGUAAGACAGAAGAGCUGUACCAUAUCAUUGAAGGGCAGAAUGAGACAAUGGCCAAGCUGCGGGACAUGUUACACAGAAGCCAUCUGGGACAGUUGCAGAUGUCAGAGAGCCCGCUCUCAUCCCAAGAGCAGCAAAUGUCACUGCUAGAUCUUCAGAACACGCUAUUCUGCACCAAGCUGGAGGUGCAGAAACUGAAAAGAGCUCAGCGCCAGAAAGAGCAUCAACUGGCUGAAGCCAGGAGAGCAACCCAGCUCUUAGAGACCACGGUGCAUGAGGAAGAGCAGCAGAAAGAGGCAACCUGGAAACACAACCAGGAGCUGCGUGCUGUGGUACAGCAGCUGCAGGCAGAGCUUCAGGACAAGGCUCAGCAGCUCCAGACCGUGGAGUGGGAGAAAUGCCGUGAGCUGCAGGCCCAGGAGCAGAGAAUUCAGUGUUUGAGUCAGCAUCUGGCUCGCAAGGAACAGCUUCUGCAGGAAUUGAGGGAACUUCUGCAAUGCCAGCAAAGCUUGGACAAGAGCCCUGCAGCCAUGAAUGCCAUGUUGGAGAAACUGCAGCAGCGAGUCAGUGACAGGGAUGCUGCUUUGGAGCGAGCAGUAGAUGAGAAGUUCUGUGCCCUGGAGAAGAAGGAAAAAGAGCUGCAACAGCUCCGCCUUUCAAUAAGGGAGCGUGGAGGCGACCUGGAGAGGCUGCGCAAUGUCCUGUCCAGCAAUGAGGCCACCAUUCAUAGCCUGGAGAGCCUCCUGAAAGCCAAAACCCUGGAACUGGAGCAGGUGUCAGCAACCUGCCAAAACCUCCGCUGGCUGAAGGAAGAGAUUGAGGCCAAAUCCUGCAGCAGGCAGAAGGAGCAGGAGGGGAUCAUCCAGCAGCUGCAGACCUGCCUACAUGACAGGAACAAGGAAGUGGAGGAGCUUACAGCAACUCUGCUGUGCAAGCUGGGCCCAGGGCAGAGCGAGGUAGCAGAGGAGCUGUGCUUGCGUCUCCAGCACAAGGAGAAGAUGCUUCAGGAUCUCCUCAGUGACAGGAACCGUCAGACCAUGGAGCAUGAUGCUGAAAUUCAGGAGCUGCUACAGGCCAUGAGCACCAAGGAGCAGCAGAGCCGAAUGGCUGCUGAGAAGAUGGCACACGCUUUGGCUGAAAGGAGCUGCGAGUUACAACUCCUACGCCAGCAAGUGUUGGGAAAGGAGUCUGUCGGGACCCAGUCUGCUGGUGCCAGGCUGUUGAAGGAUGACAAACAGCCCAUACAAGAAAUGCUGCAAAGAGCUUGUGGAGCUACAGCCAUUGCCGGACCCCCGCAGGGGGACAGCAGCUGCAGGACAGAGGGAGUUACGAUGUCAGCAGCAGAACUGGAGAAGGAUCUUGUUAAUGCCAAAGAGGAGCUGGAGCUAAUGGUGAAGAAGGAAAGGGAAAGCAGGCGGGAGCUUGCUGCUCUCCAGUCUGUCGUGGCCACGCAGGAGGAAGAGCUGCAGGUGCAGGCCUCAGAUAUUGAGUCCUUGACCAGGACGAUCCAGAUCAAAGAGGACCUCAUCAAGGAUCUGCAGAUGCAGCUGGUGGAUCCCGAAGAAAUUCCAGCCAUGGAAAGGCUUACACAAGAAGUUCUGGUUCUUCGGGAGAAAGUGGCCAUAGCAGAGUCACGAGGACAAGAGGCUACUGGAAACAGAAGGCAGCAGUUGUUACUGAUGCUGGAAGGGCUGGUGGCCGAAAGGAAUCGGUUAAAUGAGGCUCUCCAGGCAGAGAGGCAGCUCUACGGCAGCCUGGUAAAGUUUCACACGCACCCAGACAGUGCUGCGAGAGACCGCACUCUGCAGGUGGAGCUGGAGGGGGUCCACGAGCUCCGGGGACAGCUGGAAGAAGCUCUUGGAAGAAGUUUGGAGCGUUUGAGCAGGCUGGAGACACAGGGCGCCAUAGGAGUGACAUCCCCCGCUUGGGUUGAUGGUGGCUGGCCCAAAAGGAGAAGGUGUAUAUGGAAAAGUCAGGCCACGGGCACAGAGGCUGAGAAUGCCAGCACCAACUUCACCCACAGCAUCAAGGAGGAGGCAGCCCACGGCGCGGCAACCCAGCACAGCAGCCCCCGGCCCCCUAAGGAAAGCAGGGGCACUGAAAGGACCCUGAUGGGGAGCAUGGCACCCACCGUGCCAGAGCGGGAGCUGCGGGCAGAAGAAGAGCUGCGGGAACUGAAGGCGCAGCUGGAGGAAGCCGGCUUCUCCUCUGUCUCCCACAUCAGGAAGGCGAUGCUGAGCCUGUGCCUGGAGAAUGCGGAACUGAAGGAGCGGAUAGGUGAAGCCACGUCGCUGCUGGAGAGUGGGGAGCAGGAGGAGGCUGGGUUGGGCAGCUCCCCGGCCCCCGAGCCCCGCAGGCUGCAGAGGAAGAGCCGCAGCACCCUUGGUGGCAGCGGGGAUGGCCAGGGGGUCCCGGCAGAGAGAGGAGCUGUGCCCACCAAACGUCCAGCGCUGGAGGCACGAUCCCAGGAUGAUGUGCCCAAAAGACCCUGCCCUGGCACCUCAGGUGGAGGGGACGGGAGCCACGUGGAGGGUACGGUCCCCAGCGGGGGCUGGCCGGGGCUGGGCGCAGAGCUGCACUCCCAGAUGGUGCAGGGCCACAGGCAGUGCCAGGAGCUGCAGGACAAGCUCGCCGUCUCGGAAGCCACAGUGCGGGCACAAGCUGAGCAACUGGAGAAGUACCACAUCCUGCUCCGUGAACCCCAUGCCCAGCAGCUCAGCAAGCAAGUGCAGGUGGACUUCCAGGACCUGGGCUAUGAGACGUGUGGGCGAAGCGAGACUGAGGUGGACCGGGAUGAGACCACCAGCCCCGAGUGCGAGGAGCCAGAUGUAUUCAGUGAGCCCAGCCUGGGCGAGGAGCUGGGGUCCCCAUGCCGGCCAGGGAUGCCCAAGGUGGGCAAGGCCGCCCGGAAAGCCGUGGCACAGGCAGAUGUGGGGGCCCUGCACCAGCACAUCCAGGACCUCAAGGCGCAGCUGCUCAAUGCCAACAAGGUGAUCCAGAGCCUGCAGCGCCGUGCCCGCUCCAUCUCCGUCACCAGUGGCUACACCUCGGGUGCCGAGCGGCCCCCGCUGGGUCCCGUGGCCCUAGCCUCCCCAGCCCACAGCCUCACUGACGAGGACGAGGGCUGGCAGUCAGACGGCCACGGCACCCUCUGCCCACCUGCCCUGCGGGCACACCGUGACCUGCAGCACCUGGUGCACCGCGUCGCCCUCCUUGAGGCACAGCUGCCUGCAGCCAAGCCUGGAGGCGUUUUGCCUAAGGAGCUCCAAUCUGCCACUUGGCCGGGGAAGUACGACUCGCUGAUCCAAGCGCAGGCUCGGGAGCUCUCCCACCUGCGGCAGACACUGCGGGAGGGCCGUGGGGUGAGCCGCAGCCUGGUCCAGCACCUGCGUGAUGCUCUGCGGUCCUUUGAGGACCUCCUCCGCGGCACUGACAUCGACUACUACCUGGGCCAGGGCUUCCGGGAGCAGCUGGCCCAAGGCAGGCAGCUGGCUGAGAGGCUCAGCGACAAGCUGGGCACCAGAGAUCGACAAGAUGGGGAGGAUAAAACCAGCCAUGAACUCCUGGCAUUGAGGCUCAGCCGGGAGCUCCAGGAGAAGGAGAAGGUGAUCGAGAGCCUGGAGGCGAAGCUGCAGGAGCGCUGUGAGUCCCCAGGCAGCAGCCGCCCACCCUCCGAGUCGUCCCGCUCUGCCACCAGUACCUCCUUCGUCUCCGAGGGGCUGGAGCCCUGCUCUGACGGGGACGCGGCCAGCGAGUGCAGCCAGUGCCACGAGGAGCCCGCCCGACUCACAGGCCUUCACUUUGACUCCUUGUCCAAACCUGUUACUGCCCCCCUGCCUGCCUUGGUCCCCGGGCUGCCCCCCUUCUUACCUGCUGGCCCCCCGCCCCCCGCAGCCCCCUCGCUCCUGGGCUGCUGCGGGACCCGCGUCUGCUCCCUGGCCGAGGCACAGCAGGAACUACAGGUGCUCCGGAGGCAGCUGGGAGAAAGUGUGACGCUGCCCGUGGCACCAGCAAAGCCCUCAGCACCACUGGGGCCCUUCAGAGAGGGCAGCAAAGCCCCCGCAUCGCUCUGCCGGCAUGGUGCCCUGCAGAACCUGGCUGACAUCCCUGGGGCCACCGAGACCCGCACCCUCUGGGACGCACCCCCUCCUGGCCAGCCGCUUUAUGGGGCCCUGCCAUCGGGGUACCCCUCCAGCCAGAAGCUAACAGGGGCAGACCUGCUGGAGGAACACUUGGUGGAGAUCCGCAGCCUGCGCCAGCGCCUGGAGGAAUCCAUCUGCACCAACGACCGGCUCCGGGAGCAGCUGGAACGCCGCCUGGCCUCCACGGGCAAACCCAGCGGGUUGCCCAGCGAUGUCUAUGCCCAGACUUCAGAGCCGGGGCUGCAGCUGAGCGGGGAGAACCAGGCUCUGCGCGAGGACAACCGGACCCUGCGGCUCCAGCGUGACCACCUCUCCCAAGAGCUGGCGCGGGUGCAGGAGGCGCUCCUGGCUGCCUGCUCCCGGACACGGGAGGCUGAAGCAGAGCUGGGCCAGAGGCGUGGGGAGCAGCGGAGGCUGGCAGAGGAGCUCACCGAACGCCAAGAGAGUGUCCGGCAGCUCCGGGACGAGCGGCGCUCUCUGCAGGAGGACAACAACAGGCUGCAGCACACGGUGACGCUCCUGCAGCAGCAGUGUGAGGAGCACCGCCUGCUCCUGAAGACCCUGCGCGCAGAACUGCAUGUCUACGAGAGCCUUCCUCGCCCCCCUGCUGAGAUCCGUGCAGGCUGCUUCCCAUCUCCUCCGGUGCGGGAUGUUGGCAUGAGUUCGGCAGCUCCCCUCUUCUCCCCGCCGCCCUCUGACACUUCGGUGGCCCGGCAGAUGAAGGAGCCACGGGGGGCAGACCCACUGGUGAGGAAGAGCGAGGGACUGACAGGGGCUCAUGUUGUUGGCCACCUGGACACUUACCGGGCCCUGGAGCAGCACAUCCUGGAGGGGAAGACGCUGGCCUGCGAGCUGAUGUGUCUCACGCGCCCAGCACUGGGGCUGCCUAACUGCCCGCGCCCGGGAAAGGAGGUAAAGUGUGGGCAGGACGGGACUGGAGGUGGCCGGGGGCCAUACCCUCUGUGGACCAUGCAUAAACUGGCUCCUGAGCCCAGUAUCAGCCCCAAGGCUUGCAGGGCUGGCAAGCGGCAGGUAGCCUCUACCCUGGGGGCUGUUGCCGGCACUAUCCUGCCAUGUUGGGGUGGGCACGGUGGGUCCCCGGGAACAGCGGGAUGCAGGUGCCCCGGCAGCACCCGCUCCUGCACCCUUCUCCCACAGGCCCUGGGGUGGACGGGCGCGGGCCACCUCUGGGGCAGCGCCAGCACCCUGCACCGCGUCCUGGAGGAGUGCGCGUCCCUCCUUGCUGCCUUCUGGAGCACCGUGCUGCCCGUCAGCCCUGCCCAGCACCAGGGCAAGGAGCAGGCGCUACAGGGCGAGAUUGCGGCGCUGCGGGCCCAGCUCUCCGAGAGGGAGGAUGCUCUGCAGAGCACGGCUGAGCGGCUGCGCAGCACAGCCCAGCUCAAGGACAGCAUGGAGCAGUUCAUUGUGAGCCAGCUGACCAGGACCCACAACGUGCUGCGCAAGGCCAGGACAAACCUGGAGGUGAAGGCCCAGCAGGCCCUGCCCGUCGCGUGAGCCCCAGGCAGGGCAGGGAGCAACGUCCCCAGCCCUGGAACAGCCUGCUCGCUUCCGAGCUGUGUCAUGCCAGAGGGCUGGAGCAGACCCUGUCCCCGUGACUCCAAGAGCUGGGGUGGACAGAGGUCUGGAGUGCCUGGUGCUACACAGUUAGUGGGCUUGGGCUGCUGUGGUGGUCGCAUGCCCUCCACCUGCCCUUGCUUGCCAUCACAGCAGCAGCUGCUGGCUUGGGCUUCGCCUGUCCCAUGCUUCAGCGCUCACCCCUUCCACCCGCGGUGCUUAGAGUGGGGCGUCACAGCCCUGAACGCUGAGCACCUCUCGCCCUGGGACUUGGUCCCAUCUGUAACCCUGCUGCGUACCCAUCCCUGCUUGUGGAUGUAUGUAUAUGUAUAUAGCUAGUGGUAUCGGAGCUGCGUUUUUGGGGGCUUCCCGGUCAUGUUGGGGCCCCAGCGCAGGAGGAAGAUGUAAGAAAUGCCACGUUCUGUUCAGUGCCCGCAGAGUCCCCAAUAAAGGUUUCCUUUGGGUUGU
This is a messenger RNA of Chroicocephalus ridibundus (black-headed gull), 7830 nucleotides long. Its product is annotated as myomegalin. Gene Ontology annotation, molecular function: molecular adaptor activity. Gene Ontology annotation, cellular component: centrosome; Golgi apparatus. The transcript is spliced from 38 exons. The coding region runs from base 265 to 7302 and encodes 2345 amino acids. Lineage: Eukaryota; Metazoa; Chordata; Aves; Charadriiformes; Laridae. The record is from RefSeq and is a predicted model, not a curated record. Gene Ontology annotation, biological process: regulation of Golgi organization; centrosome cycle; positive regulation of microtubule nucleation.